This is a messenger RNA of Colletotrichum truncatum, 465 nucleotides long. Its product is annotated as fructosyl amino acid. The record is from RefSeq and is a predicted model, not a curated record. Lineage: Eukaryota; Fungi; Ascomycota; Sordariomycetes; Glomerellales; Glomerellaceae.
AUGUUUUACGAGGAGUUCCGACUAGCCAGGAUCGCUGCAGCAGCCGGCUGGUCUGUGUCCCUGACACCGCAUUGCCUCCCCAUCACCACCUCAGCAACCCUUACAGAAUCUGGUAGUAUGACUUCCAGACCUACUCCCCAAGACGCGUCUAUCCUAGUCGUAAGUGCCGGCGUCUUUGUCGUCCACCCCCCUGCCAACCAGGGCAAGAACCCCAUCCUCAAAUUCGGACGUCACAAUUACGGGUACGUGACAGAAGUGCGCGUCGGAGAAAGCGACGAUACAGAGGUAUCUGAGAGGAUGGUCUCUUCGCCGAAACGGGAUGGUAAUAAUGCCACGAGCGAAUACCUCUCAGGUGAUGCCAACGAGGAUCUGCGCGAAGGUAUCCGUCAGCUUGCGCCCGAGUUCGCGUCUGGGCCUUUGGGUCAAUCGGCGGUCGUGCUGGUACUCCAACGCCCCAGAGGGUGA